GCAAAUUGUUGAAAUUAGAACAAUUUAAGGAAUUAACUGAAAGAAAAGCACAAUCAACAUCUAUUUACUUAAGAGCAUUUGCAGCUUAAUUGUCAGAACAAUUGAUGAGCUAAGAUAUUGUUGUUAGAUCAUUUGAAUAUGGAUGGUUUUUGUGAUCAAGGACUACUUAACAAGAGUUUAAGGUGAUUAAGGGAAGGUCUGCUUUGUCAAAAUAGAUUCAUUUACCAGACGGCCAUGGGCAAUAAUAACGUUCGAAAUUUGUGAAGAAGCUAAGGCAAACUUAGAUAAAUGUGAAGCUUUAAGGAAACAUCCAUGUUUCAAUUCAGAUUCUCAAAAGACAAUUGAGUUAAUUAAAAAAUAUGGACAACAAUGACGGCAACUUUUCAUUUACCAUUCAAUAAUUACUCCAUUCUUUGAAG
Paramecium octaurelia is the source of this 419-nucleotide messenger RNA. The record is from the annotation of a GenBank genome assembly. Lineage: Eukaryota; Ciliophora; Oligohymenophorea; Peniculida; Parameciidae.